AGCACCCCAGCCUGCACCUCGGCCAGGAAGUGCUCGUCACACCGGGAUUACGCACCUUUGACCUCCAGCACUGUCAACCGUAAUCUGCUCACUGAGAUGCCAGUGAGACCAAAUCCACCAGCAGCAACCGGUUUGUCACAUGACUAGCGUGCAGCGCUGCCUGCCUGCCUGUGUGUGUGUGUGUGUGUGUGUGUGUGUGUGUGUGUGUGUGUGUGGUUUUUAUUUCCGCGUUCACCGAGGGGGAGAGCUGAGCUGAAUGAGUCUUCACGGCCGCGGUGUGUCUGUCUUUCACGCCGCGAAACUGCGUCUCCGUGCAGGGAUCUGUCGGGCGGGGGGGGAAACUCUCACGUAAUCGCAUCGCCUGGACCCACGCUGCUGCAUGACCACCAUGCUCACGCGGGUGAAAUCGGCGGUGGCCAAUUUUAUGGGAGGUAUGAUGGCUGGUGGCUCCAACGGGGACCAUCCCGGCGGCUCCGAUAUGCCGCUGAAAUACCCGUACAGCAGACCGGAGUUCCUGGGGCUGUCGCCGGACGAGAUAGAGUGCUCGGCGGAUCACAUUGCGAGACCGAUCCUCAUCCUGAAGGAGACCAAGCGGCUGCCGUGGUCCACCGGCUACGCAGAGGUGAUCAAUGCAGGAAAGAGCACGUUAAAUGAGGACCAGGCCUGCUGUGAGGUGCUGGUGGUCAAACGAAGACCUGCAGGAAGCUCCACGCCCAACCGAACCCCCCUGACACGCAGAAGAUCUUCCCUGCCCAAUGGAGAGGGUAUGGGCCCCCGGGAGUGCCUGCCCACCAGUCCUUUACUCAGGCCCACCCAGAGCCUACAGCAAACUCAUGAUGGCUCUGAAGACCUAACCUUGCACUACUGGGCGCUGUUCGAUGGUCACGCUGGCUCUGGGGUGGCUGUAGCGGCUUCCCGCCUUCUACAUCACCACAUCGCCCUGCACCUUCAGGAGGUGACGGAGAUCCUCUGCACUCCAAACCUGUUGCCCCCGACGUGCCUGGGAGAGGAGCCUAUCAAUCACCACCUCACCCCGACAUCCCAACGCGCCCUCACCAGGGCCGCCUCGCUCCGUGGUGCUGCAGGGGCCCCGGGCUCACCCAGCACCCCACCCACACGCUUCUUUACUGAGAAGAAGGUUUCACACGAGAGCUUGGUGAUCGGCGCCAUCGAGAAUGCUUUCAAAGACAUGGAUGUGCAGAUAGAAAAGGAGAAGGCAGUCUACAACAUCUCAGGUGGCUGCACUGCUCUGGUGGUCGUCUAUUUACUGGGGAAGCUUUACGUUGGGAACGCCGGGGACAGCAGAGCUAUCAUUAUCCGGGCCGGGGAAGUCAUCCCCAUGUCAACAGAGUUCACACCAGAGUCAGAGAGACGGCGACUGCAGUUCCUGGCCUACAUGCAGCCCCACUUAUUAGGGAAUGAGUUUACCCAUCUGGAAUUCCCGAGGAGGGUCCAAAGAAAGGAGGUGGGAAAGAGGAUGCUGUAUCGUGACUUCACCAUGGCGGGAUGGGCGUAUAAAACCAUCGAGGACGAUGACCUAAAGUUUCCCCUGAUCUACGGCGAAGGGAAGAAGGCUCGUGUGUUAGCGACCAUCGGGGUCACCAGAGGUCUUGGAGACCACAAUCUCAAAGUGCAUGACUCCAACAUCUACAUUAAGCCCUUCCUGUCCUGCUGCCCAGAGGUCAAAGCCUACCCUUUGGCGCAGUAUGAGCAUGAGGCUGACGAUGUUCUGGUGCUGGGAACUGAUGGUCUGUGGGACGUCCUCUCUAACCAGGAAGUAGCUGAAGCAGUCACCUGUUUCCUGGCGAACUGCGACCCCGACGACCAGCACAGGUACACAAUGGCAGCUCAAGACCUCGUAAUGAGAGCACGCGGGGUGCUGAAGGACCGAGGUUGGAGGAUAUCCAAUGACAGAUUAGGCUCUGGAGAUGACAUCUCUGUCUACAUCAUUCCCCUCAUGUACGGCAACAAGCAGAACUAGCCGAGCUAGGAAACUACAACUACCACUGAAACAUAGCCCUGCCUUGAUCCCCCAACUUGACCUCUGCAGUUUCCCUCAUCCCUUGUGCUCUUUUUAAAGUGCUUUAGUGUGGACUUCUCCUCCGCUGAGGGAUCCAAGAUGUUUCUGGUCAGAGUUGGGAUUUAUGUCCAGGCCAUUUUCCCCUUGAUCAUCUUUAAUCAGGAUGAUCUCAUUUUUUUCUGGCCCUUCUUUUUUUUUAUAGAAAUGAAACUGUUAAUAGCCGGAUCAUGAAAAUAACUGUUGAAGAGUUGAACGACUGAUUUAUUUUAUUUUAUUCAAUCUCGAGGAAGCCAUUUUGAAUCUAUUUGUGGGGCGAUGCCCGAGGGUUUGAGAGCAUGGGCUCUCAUGGAUGCGAUGGUGACGUGCAUCUCAGGAUUGCUGUUACUAACUAAUGCACAAUAUUUAUAAAUGUGAAAAUGUAAAUACUCCCAGGCGUAAGACAUUUGAUAAGUGUGUUUGGUUGAACACCUGUACAGUGUAUAAAAAAAAACUAACCUGAAGACUGAUGUCCUGCAUAUAUGAAUCAUACCUCCUCUGUCCCAUGUAGAGCUUUUAAUUUAGCCACGUGCAAUUGUUAGUCUGUUUCACAAAAGGAGAAAUUGAAAAAAAAAAGCUUUCUGUAGACUGUACGUCACCUGGUUCUCCUAAUGCUGCAGUUGCUAUUUCGGUUCAUUUGUACCCCUUGCAUUGCAAUACUGUGCUCACUAUUAAGGAAAACUGCUGCUUCCGUUGAAAUUGAACACAUUAAUGAAGAAUACACUACUAUGAGGAGUCACCUUCAACCCUGCUUACAUCUCAUCAAACUAUUAAAUAUUAAAUAGCCCAGUUUUUACAUUAAUUAUUAUUACAUAAUUAUUAUUAAUUAAGAAGGAAUAACAUAGUAUCCGAAUAAUAUCUGUUGCACUCAUUCACCAUUAGCCAUCUACCUCAUAAUUUUCUUCCUUUUAUUGUAUUACACAUAACACAUGCUGUCCUUGUCUUCUUUGACUGUUUGCAUGCGAUGUCGGCUGAAUUGUCAGCUGCUACCUGUGCCAUUAUUAAAGUUACAUUGGUAUGAUUUGCUCGUGUAUCUGCAAGAUUUCUAAAGGUUUUUAGAAAAGCACUGAGCAGAAAAAAAGCCUCCCAGGGAACUGUGUGAAGGUUAUACUGUUUUGGAAAAUAUGUAGAAUGCUAAAAAAAACAAAACACUGCCAUGACCUAAUUUAUUACCUUUUGUCAGUAUCAGUUGGAUACAUUGUCCCUAUUAAGAUAAACCCAUCCUCAUGAAUAGCAGGUGCCUCCAACAGUAUAUAGAAGAUUAUCAUUGCAGACAGUUAAACAAACAUGUACCUUAUGUCUCUCUACAAUCAUCUUUGUUCCCUGAUUCAGUGGUCUUCCACAGUUUGUUUCAUUUAGGUUCAGGUCGUAGUUUUCAGCUGCUAUUAAUUGUGCACAAAUAUUGUAUGUUAACUGCUGUACGAGUGUCUGUAACUGGUGAAACAUGGAACAGACAGAGUAAUUUAAUUUCAAUGUGCAAAAUGUAAAUAACGUUUUCAGUGGACACUUCUUUCUUUUACGAUAAGUGAUGUACAUCUUACUGACAGAAAAUACAUAAUUUGUACUGUUUUGGAAACCUAGAACAGUGUAAAAAAAAAAAAAAAAAAGGUUUACAUGGUCACUUUUCUGCUCUAUUAAAAAAUGGACAAUU
Dicentrarchus labrax (European seabass) is the source of this 3707-nucleotide messenger RNA. RefSeq names its product protein phosphatase, Mg2+/Mn2+ dependent, 1H (gene ppm1h). Gene Ontology annotation, molecular function: protein serine/threonine phosphatase activity. The transcript is spliced from 11 exons. The coding region runs from base 380 to 1981 and encodes 533 amino acids. Gene Ontology annotation, biological process: protein dephosphorylation. The record is from RefSeq and is a predicted model, not a curated record. Lineage: Eukaryota; Metazoa; Chordata; Actinopteri; Moronidae.